Molecule: messenger RNA, 4344 nt
Organism: Triticum dicoccoides
Lineage: Eukaryota; Viridiplantae; Streptophyta; Magnoliopsida; Poales; Poaceae
Product: tyrosine-sulfated glycopeptide receptor 1-like
Exons: 1
Coding region: 951-4148 (1065 amino acids)
Biological process (GO): protein phosphorylation
Molecular function (GO): protein kinase activity; protein binding; ATP binding
Source: RefSeq, a predicted model, not a curated record
AAAUAAUAAAAGGUAAUCUCGAUGAGGGUAAACGUUCUGCUACCAAUUUAAGAUAAAGAAGUAAGAUAAAUACAUGGUUCUGUCCCUAAAGACCAUGACCAUACGAGCAUCAUCAGAGCCAACUGAUCAACCAGCCUGCCACUGCCAGAACUCACACGUUACCCAGUUUACUUCGAACCGUUUCCGAACCACAAUAUAAUAGUGCGCCAGUGGAGCCAGGAGAAUGAAAAACAACAGCAAACAUAAACAUCAAAGAAGCUUGCUCGAAUGAUAAGGGCAAUCUUUGCCUAUUAGGCAAGAGGAUAGCAAGUACGAAAGUAACCCCUCAGGUCAAGAGGAAGGAAGAGAGAACAGAUCACCAGCAGGUCAACCAUCCACCCCAUCCAUUAAGCAACAAAGAAUGCUGCUUGCCAUCGCAAGCGCCUUUCAGAAUAUUCUGCAAAUCGAUACCCAACUGUUCUUUCCUUUCAAAACAGGCCUUUCCCUGUUCACAAAAAGGCAAGGAUACGUCAAGUACAUUUUCUGGUCAAGUGCUAGCGGGAAGAAGUUAGAGGUGUUUUGAAGCCGGCAAGAGAAGUGAGUAGAUUAAGGCAUGUUGUACAAAUUAAGUAAGGACUGAGUCAAGGACGGCUACACAAUCUACAAUGCAGUUUUUUUUUGUACGGGAGGUGUUCAGGAAGAUUGGACAGUUGACUUUGUCAGUAGAUUACAGCAGGGCGGCCAAUAGUGGAAUAAUGAAACGUCGGUGUGAACUAGGAAGUUGCUGGUGUGCUGGUGGCAAUUUUGCAAAUUCCAAAUUUCAUGACCUUGAUUUCCUUCAUGGUGACUACGGCUGCAAGUGGACAAUACAAAAUGGGAGCAAAAUCAUCUUUCCUUUCCCCAUUAUGCUCUUCCAUGGUUAGACCACCAUUGAUGCAUCCAGUCAGGGUACAACUUUAGCUCUUGUUUGCAUGCUAGUUCACCAGAAAACCAUGCACACCCUCCAUUUGUCCAACAAGAAAUGCAGCAAAAUAUUGGGCAUACCUUCCCUUGGCCUUGCUCUUGUGCUGCUGGUCUGCUUGGUCUCUCCUGUCAGUUCCUGCACGGAGCAGGAGAAGGGCUCCCUUCUCCAGUUCCUCGCCGAGCUCUCACAAGACGGCGGCCUCUCUGCGUCAUGGCGGAAUGGCACAGAUUGCUGCAAGUGGGAAGGGAUCACCUGCAGGCAAGAUGGGACAGUCACCAAUAUCUUGCUGCCUUCGAAGGGCCUCGAGGGGCACAUCUCACAAUCACUUGGGAUCCUCACCGGGCUGCAGUACCUUGAUCUCUCUGGCAACUCGUUGUCCGGUGGUCUGCCUCUGGGAUUGCUAGCAUCCAGCAGCAUUACUACCCUUGAUGUUAGCUUUAACCAGCUCAACGGAACACUCCACGAGCUGCCAUCUUCAACCUCUGGUAGACCUCUGCAGGUACUAAACAUCUCAAGCAACUUAUUUGCAGGACAGUUUCCAUCCACCACAUGGAAAACAAUGGAGAAUCUGAUUGCAAUCAAUGCCAGCAAUAACAGCUUCAGUGGGCAGAUACCAACUCAAUUCUGUAACACCUCGCCAUCCCUCACAGUGCUUGAUCUGUGUUUCAACAAAUUCAGUGGCAGUGUACCCCCAGGACUUGGUGAUUGCUCCAGGCUAAGAGAGCUCAGGGCUGGGUAUAACAACCUCAGUGGAAGACUCCCAGAUGAACUCUUCAACGCAACCUCAUUGGAAUACCUGUCUUUCGCAAAUAAUGGUUUGUAUGGAGUUCUUGAUACUACACGCAUAGUCAACCUCAGAAAUCUUGUAACCCUUGAUCUUGGAUGGAACCAAUUCAGUGGAAAGAUUCCAGAUUAUAUAGGUCAACUCAAGAGGCUGGAGGAGUUCCAUUUGAACAACAACAACAUGUCAGGGGAGCUGCCAUAUGCUCUCAGCAAUUGCAAAAAUCUCAUAACAAUUGACCUGAAGAGCAACAAACUCAGUGGAGAACUUACCAAUGUCGAUUUCUCCAACCUGCCCAAUCUAAAAACUUUAGAUCUUUUGUCCAACAACUUCACCGGCACAGUUCCAGAAAGUAUGUACUCAUGCAGUAACCUGACUGCGCUGCGGCUAGCUAACAACAAGUUAUAUGGGCAGCUCUCAUCAAGAAUAGGCAAUCUGAAGUACCUGUCCUUCUUGUCACUUGGUAAAAACAAUUUCACAAACAUUGCAAAUGCGUUUCAGAUCCUUAAGAGCAGCAAGAACCUUACCACCCUGCUUAUUUCGUACACUUUCAAGGGAGAGCUCAUGCCAGAGGAUGACAUAAUUGAUGGCUUUGAGAAUCUUCAGGUUUUGGACAUGGAUAGUUGCCAAUUAUCUGGAAAAAUACCUCUAUGGAUAUCAAGAGUGACACAACUGAAGAUGUUAAUUUUAAGAAGCAAUCAACUCACUGGACCAAUACCGGACUGGAUCAACUCCUUAAGCCAUCUCUUUCAUAUAGAUGUGUCAAGCAACACUCUUACAGGAGAAAUCCCGAUAACAUUUACGGAGAUGCCAAUGCUAAAAUCAACUGACAACACAACUCAUUUGGACCAAAGGGUCUUUGAGCUGCCUCUUUAUAAUGGCCCAUCACUUCAGUACCGUGUGGUUACAUCUAUCCCAGCAAUGUUGAAUCUAAGCAACAACAGCCUUACAGGUGUGAUUCCCCCACAGAUUGGUCAGUUGAAUAUGCUUGUUGAGCUGGAUUUCAGCUUCAACAAGUUAUCUGGACAGAUCCCCCAAUCGAUUUGUGACCUCAGAAACUUGCGGGUCCUAGAUUUUUCCAGCAACAAUCUCACAGGUGCUAUUCCAGCUGCAUUGAACACCCUACACUUCCUUUCAGCAUUCAACAUUUCAAGCAAUGACCUAGAAGGGCCUAUUCCAUCUGGAGGCCAAUUUAAUACAUUCCAGAAUUCUAGUUUCGAUGGGAAUCCAAAGCUGUGUGGCUCAAUGCUCACUCACAAAUGUUGUUCAGAUUCAUUAUCUAUGUCCACCAGAAAAAAACGAGAUAGGAAGGCCGUUUUUGCGAUUGCAUUUGGUGUGUUCUUUGGAGGGAUCACAAUUCUUCUGUUUCUGGCGUGUCUCCUUGUCUCAAUCAGGCAGAAGGGGUUUAGGGUAAAGAAUAGAAGGGAAAGUAACGGAGAAGUUGAAGCAACUUCAUUCUACUCUAGUUCAGAGCAAACAUUAGUGGUGAUGCGGAUGGCAGAAGGCCAGGGUGAAGAAAACAAGCUCAAAUUCAAUGACAUUUUGAAAGCUACGAACAACUUUGACAAGGAAAACAUCAUUGGAUGUGGAGGGUAUGGGUUAGUCUACAAGGCGGAGCUACCUGAUGGCUCCAAGCUGGCAAUUAAAAAGCUCAAUGAUGAAAUGUGUCUGAUGGAAAGAGAGUUCACUGCCGAGGUUGAUGCUCUCUCCAUGGCACAACAUGAAAAUCUUGUACCACUGUGGGGUUACUGCAUCCAGGGAAACUCAAGGUUUCUCGUAUAUUCCUACAUGGAGAAUGGAAGCCUGGAUGAUUGGCUGCAUAACAAGGAUGAUGAUGAUGCUAGCUCAUCUCUUGACUGGCCGACUCGGCUCAAGAUCGCAAAAGGAGCUAGCCUGGGACUUUCUCAUAUCCAUGAUGUCUGCAACCCUCAAAUUGUCCACCGAGACAUCAAAUCCAGUAACAUCCUGCUGGACAAAGGAUUUAAAGCUUAUGUUGCAGAUUUUGGGCUUGCCAGAUUGAUUCUUCCCAACCAAACUCAUGUAACAACUGAACUUGUCGGUACUAUGGGUUACAUCCCCCCUGAGUAUGGGCAAGCAUGGGUUGCUACAUUGAGAGGCGAUGUGUACAGUUUCGGAGUAGUCCUGCUUGAGCUUCUCACUGGAAUGCGGCCUGUUCCAGUCCUAUCAACAUCAAAAGAACUUGUCCCAUGGGUGCUGCAGAUGAGGUCUGAGGGAAAGCAAGUUGAGGUCUUGGAUCCAGCACUUCGAGGAACAGGAUACGAAGAGCAAAUGCUGAAGGUUCUUGAAGCCGCUUGCAAAUGCGUCGACCAAAAUCAGUUUACAAGGCCAACUGUCAUGGAAGUAGUCUCCUGCCUGGUCAAUAUAGACGCUGAUCUGCACAUGCAAAGAUCAGCAAAAAUAUAAUGGACUAAACACAUGAUAGAUACUUUUCGAGCACGAUGUACUUUUAACUUUCUUAGUUUCACUAGAACUACUACUUCUGAUAAUCUUAGAGUUUGUUUCAUACAUUGUACAGGUUCAAAAAAGCAAUCAACAAGAAGUUGUAGUUCGGGCGGGGUCAUCUGCCAGAGGCAAUAUUCUAAUCAAGCAAAGCUGCCCA